CUAUAGAUGGGAAGCGCCGUGGACUUGCAGGAUAACUUCCUCCAUGCUGCUGCUGCUGGAAUGAUCUCUCCAGCUGAAAGACAAGCAACAGCUGGGGUGACUGAUCUGAAGCUCUUUGGAUCUCAGCGUCACCUGGACUUGAUCCCUCUUUGUUGACUGAGCAGCUUCUAGUGAUCGCCGCUCUUCAUUUUUACAUAUUUUGGUGCCACACACCUGAAUCUCUGCACUGUUGGAGUGAGCUAUUUUAGUCUGCCCAGACUGCACUGAGGCGUUGCUCGGAGAAGGGUGGACAAUUUUACGGUAAAUGUGUGUCCCUGCGACCGGCGCCGGACUGUCGCCCUCAAAGUCUCCCACACCUGCUGAGAGCCCCUGGAAGCCACCUGCUGUGCCUCUGGGAUGGUGUGACGUCCAGCCAGCUGUUGGCCGUCCCACAUCUGGGUCAAGAUGCCAGUGAUGAAGGGCCUCCUGGCCCCGCAGAACACCUUUCUGGACACCAUCGCUACACGCUUUGAUGGCACCCACAGUAAUUUCCUGUUGGGUAAUGCCCAGGGCCACCGUGGCUACCCCAUCGUCUACUGCUCAGACGGCUUCUGCGAACUGACUGGCUUCACAAGGACUGAGGUGAUGCAGAAGAACUGCAGCUGCCGCUUCCUGCACGGGGCCGACACCAGCGAGCACGUGGCCCAGCAGAUGGAGAAGGCACUGGAGGGCCGUGAGGAGUACCAGGCCGAGGUCCACUUCUACAAGAAGAAUGGUGUGGCCUUCUGGUGUCUGCUCGACAUCGUGCCCAUAAAGAACGAGAAGGGAGAGAUGGUCCUCUUCCUGUUUUCAUUCAAGGACAUCACUGACACCUAUGGAAGGAGCCACCACAACAGCAAGAAGGAGGUUUCAGACGACAAGAGGCGCAGGAGGAAGAGCAGCUCUCACUUCAGUGAGGCCAGGAAGCGUGGACGCACCAUGUUGUACCAGCUUACCAGCCAGUUCUCGAGGGGAGGCAAAAGAGAAGUCAACCUGGGUGGUGGCAUUAUUGACAAGCCUUCAAUACCAGAGUACAAGGUGGCAGCAGUCCAGAAGUCGCGCUUCAUUCUGCUCCACUACAGCGUGUCCAAAGCCCUGUGGGACUGGCUCAUUCUGCUGGCCACCUUCUAUGUGGCUGUCACCGUGCCCUACAAUGUCAGCUUUACGCCGUAUGAUGACCACGUCACAGCUGCGCGCUCCACCAUCGUCAGUGACAUCGUGGUGGAAAUGCUCUUCAUUAUAGACAUUAUCCUGAAUUUCCGCACUACUUAUGUGAGCCAGUCAGGGCAGGUGGUGUAUGAGGCGCGCUCCAUUUGCAUUCAUUACGCCACCACCUGGUUCUUUGUGGACUUGGUGGCUGCCCUGCCCUUCGACCUGCUGUAUGCCUUCAACAUCACAGUGACCUCUUUGGUCCAUCUGCUGAAAACGGUACGCCUGCUGCGCCUCCUUCGUCUGCUUCAGAAGCUGGACCGCUACUCCCAGUAUAGCGCCAUGGUGCUGACCUUACUGAUGUCUGUGUUUGCCCUGCUGGCACACUGGAUGGCCUGCAUCUGGUACAUGAUUGGACGCAAAGAGAUAGAGACCAAUGAGGCCUGGGACAUUGGGUGGCUUCAUGAGCUGGGCAAACGUCUGGAGACACCCUACAUCAACAGCACGGUGGGCGGCCCGACAGUGCGCAGCUCCUACAUCGCUGCCCUUUACUUUACCCUCAGCAGCCUGACCAGUGUGGGCUUCGGCAAUGUCUGUGCCAACACCGAUGCUGAGAAGAUCUUCUCCAUCUGCACCAUGCUCGUCGGCGCGCUGAUGCACGCCCUGGUCUUCGGUAACGUGACGGCCAUCAUCCAGCGUAUGUACUCACGGCGUUCCCUCUACCACACACGCAUGAAGGACCUGAAGGACUUCAUCCGUGUCCACCGUCUGCCCCAGCAGAUCAAACAGCGCAUGCUGGAGUACUUCCAGACCACUUGGUCUGUCAACAACGGUAUAGAUGCCAACGAGCUCCUGCACGACUUCCCUGAUGAGCUGCGGGCCGACAUCGCCAUGCAUCUGAAUAAGGACAUCCUCCAGCUGCCGGUCUUUAAGGGGGCCAGCCGUGGCUGCCUGCGCUCGCUCUCCCUCCAUAUUAAAACCUCAUUCUGCGUCCCUGGGGAGUACCUCAUCCGUCAGGGUGAUGCACUGCAUGCCAACUACUUUGUCUGCUCCGGGUCCCUUGAGGUGCUGAAAGACAGCAUGGUGCUGGCGAUAUUAGGAAAAGGGGACCUGAUUGGAUCUGACCUGCCUGGAACUGACCAGGUGAUCAAGACCAAUGCUGAUGUGAAGGCACUGACCUACUGUGACCUCCAGUAUAUCAAUGUGCGUGGCCUAAGGGAGGUGCUGGAGCUCUACCCUGAGUACGCCAGCGUGUUCACCUCCGACAUCCACAACAACCUCACCUACAACCUGCGUGAGGGCAGCCAAGACGAGGGCCUCAGCAGGUUUUCAAGGUCACCCAGACUUCCCCACGAAUCCAGGCUCCCCUCCAUCGUGGAAACAAAGGGUGAUGACACUGAUGACACCUUCCACCUCUCUCCGGCCACCCGCUCCCGUCGCAACCUCCUGCUGCCCAACUUCAGCAGCCCCGUUCGCCGCACCUCCCUGGGGAACCUCCUGGGGGAUGAGCUGCGGCAGUUCAACGCCCUGCGACGCUGCCGUUCACCAAACCUCAGCCGUGGCAUCCACGGGCAGAGCUCGUCCCCGCAGCCACCGUCGAAAAAAGAGCACAGCUCCGCUACAGCCAACCCAGCCUCAACCUCAGCCCAGGGAGAGUCGGGGGCCGAGCAGAAGCCUUCAAAGCUGCUUAUCCCAACUGUCACAUGCUUUGGCCCCCCAGAUCUUAGUCCCAGGGUUGUAGACGGCAUCGAAGACAACGGACACACGUUCCACUUCAACGUGGAGCACAGUGGGCCGAAAGCCAGCGCAGGAGGCAGCACCCAAGACUCCCCGCAAGCUAAUGCCACCCUGCUGCUGGAGACAGAGGAGGUCAGACAGAGCAUCAGUCAACUCAACCAAAAGAUGGGCACAUUAAACCAGGAAGUAUCUGAGCUCGCCAAGGGCCUGCACCACAUGAUGCAUCUCCUCCAGGCCCACAUGUCUGUGCAUCACUACAGAACCUCUCUCCCCUCAUACCCAUAUGGCAUCCAAAUAGUGUCCGGCCCUCCCACAGCCCACAACACGGGCAUGCCCUUCAACCAAGCUUCAGCCUACCACCUCCACACCGAUCCAGCGAGCCACGAAGGCCACCAAAGUGUCCCACCUGCUGGACACUGGAGCUACAGUGGAGCUGCUGAAUCCCAAACAGAGAGCCACCAUCAACCUAAAUCCUCUAGUCCACCUGCCAACUCCUGUCCGUCCCUCUCUGUAAACUCUGAAACCAGGUUAGGCCCAUGUCACAGCUCUGAGAGCAUGACCACGCAUCUGUGGACCAGCCCGUCUUCUCUUAGCGUCAGCCCAGGCUUCCACCCUGGUCUCGCAUCUCAUGCUGGGCAUGAAGACUCUGACAACAGACCUCUCAGUGCUAGCCCAACCAACAUCAGCCAGUCCCAGCCCACUUUGUGCCUGCAGCCUCCCGGUGAUAGUGAUGAAUACUCUUGCCUUUUGUCUGGUGCCCCCACAGGUACAUCAACACACAGCCUGUUGGACUCCUCACCCACUUCUCACCCCCAUCUCUGCCUGUCACAAGCCUCACAUGAGGAAAUUUGUGUUCUGAUGUCUGCCCCACCAUCCCAUAAUCUCAUCCAGGACACCUCUAUCUUCCAAAUUGAGGACUCAAACCCCUCAAUUCGCUCUGUGUCCACCUCUCUGCCCACAUUGACAGGCCAAGCUCUUGGAUCCUCUCUAGAUUCAGGAUCACCGCAAUUGGAUGCUCUGGAGGCCCACCUUCCACUGGGCCACCCAUCUGCCAUAGAACACACCAGUCUGGAGUGCCUACUGGGGAACGGGGGCUCUACGGAGAGCAGGGACAGUGAGAGUGCAUCAUCGCGACGGUCUAGCAUUGGCUUCCAGACUCAGAGCACAGAGCAGUCGUGGUGUCUGGACCUCACAGAUUAAACUCUUUCAAGGGCAGACUCACUGACACUUCCACUGGAAUAUAAAAAUACUGACAUGCAACUUCUUACAGUGUUCAAAGAGACUCUGCUGGAGAUUGUCAAUGUGUGCUGUAUUUCCCCCGUCCUAUUUCCUGGACUCUCAUUUGUCAACCUCCACACAAUUUCCACCAUUUUCUAUGCAAAAGCAUGUCAUUUGUGCAUUAUCUUGGAUUUACUGAAGUGUGUCUUUAAAAAAAAAAGGUUCCAGUAUAUACUGUAUAUUUUUUCCAACAUCCUCAGAGCAAUUUGCAGUUGAUAAUACCUGUUACCUCCUUGCAUGGUAAAGUUGUUUAUUCUUUUUCCUAAGGAAAAGGUUUCCAAAUCAAUGUGUAAGCAUUCUACAUGACAACCUGUUGAUUGUGUACACGGAUACUGUAUUUGUAAGGCAGACGGGUCAGAGCAGUCGGAUGUUUUAAUAUACAGAGGAACAAAAACAACACGUGCUUCACCUCGCAUAUAGAGAAUAGAGUAUGUGCAUCACACAGCGUAGAUUGUUUAUUGUUUUACAUUGAAUGUUUUUCUCAGUUCAGAAUUUUUUUAUUUGUGAGUUCUUGGACUAUGAAUAUCAAAAACGUCACUAAGCAGUACACAGUUCAUAAUUUAUGAUUAUAAUUAUGAUCUCACUGAACAUAUCCAGUUUUAUACUCUCCUGAAGAUCCUUCAUAAGUUUUGAAUACAUGUCCUAUUUUUUCCUCACCAAGGCAUUAAAUAUAGCGCUGUGAAAUAGGUUUAAUUUCUCUCUCCACAAAAAAAGAUUGAAAAUUUCUUUCUUAAGGAUCUACAGUUCUAUAAACACGACAUAGCUGCGGCUAAAUUAAACAUAAAUAAAUAUACAUACUUAGCUGAAAAAGUGGGUCCCAUGAAAUAUUUAGUACUGUCGAUAAUUAACAAAAUAUGAAUGCCUCCUGGGAAACUAACAUGA
Epinephelus fuscoguttatus (brown-marbled grouper) is the source of this 5064-nucleotide messenger RNA. RefSeq names its product potassium voltage-gated channel subfamily H member 4-like. Gene Ontology annotation, cellular component: membrane. Gene Ontology annotation, molecular function: voltage-gated potassium channel activity. The record is from RefSeq and is a predicted model, not a curated record. The coding region runs from base 445 to 4104 and encodes 1219 amino acids. Gene Ontology annotation, biological process: potassium ion transmembrane transport; regulation of membrane potential. Lineage: Eukaryota; Metazoa; Chordata; Actinopteri; Perciformes; Serranidae. The transcript is spliced from 16 exons.